Molecule: messenger RNA, 570 nt
Organism: Raphanus sativus (radish)
Lineage: Eukaryota; Viridiplantae; Streptophyta; Magnoliopsida; Brassicales; Brassicaceae
Exons: 1
Coding region: 91-567 (158 amino acids)
Source: RefSeq, a predicted model, not a curated record
AUUUACAAGGAGACCCAACCAGCCACAAACCUAUUCUUCUCCUUCACACCAAAACAAACAAACUAAAAAAAAAAAAAAAAAAAAAAGGCUAUGGAGACUCCGCCGUCAACUUCUCCGGCCCCUCCCCUCCGCCGUAGAAUCUCCGUAGCGACGCCAACGUCUGUGAUCACCUCCGAUAUCCCUUUCGCAAUCGAGUCCUCGACGACGACGCCUUCGUCGUUCGAUUUCGACCUCAUCUCCAUAAAACCACGCUCCUUCGUAGCGUACACGUCUCUCAGAGACAUCAUCUCGUCUCCGAGCAGCUCCUCCGUCAAUCUGCCUUCGAUCAACGGUAGCAGCUCCCCCGUGAUAUCCACCGUCGGAGACAUAUCGAUCCGCGAUCCGCUCGUUAAGCAGGCCGCUCGGUCUUACCUACAGGCGACGGCGCAGACUUCGUCGGGUGACUCGGCUGGGUGUCAGUUCCUCCGCCGCGUGUGGCUACACUUCUCCGCCGGAGUACAGUUCUUGGGACGCGUGUUUGACUGGAUUCUCCGAACGGUCUGUGCUCCUCCUCAGAUGGUUAAAUAGUUU